Molecule: messenger RNA, 222 nt
Organism: Caenorhabditis remanei
Lineage: Eukaryota; Metazoa; Nematoda; Chromadorea; Rhabditida; Rhabditidae
Exons: 1
Coding region: 1-222 (73 amino acids)
Source: RefSeq, a predicted model, not a curated record
AUGAAAGCCGAGUUCAUCAAGUUUGCCGAAUUCACCGGAAAAUCCACUUCCACAUUCUCGAAUGCCAAGUAUGAGGGAACUGGAGACUACCUUAUCAUCACUGCUGACUUCACUUCGGAAACUGAAAAAGCUGGAACUGUCAAGGGAAAAUUCGUACAAAUCUGGAAGAAAGAAGGGGAUCGACACUUGAUCUACCAUGAUGAGUAUGAAGUUCUAGCCUAG